This is a messenger RNA of Ricinus communis (castor bean), 2433 nucleotides long. RefSeq lists its product as uncharacterized. The transcript has 6 exons. The coding region runs from base 1 to 2433 and encodes 810 amino acids. Lineage: Eukaryota; Viridiplantae; Streptophyta; Magnoliopsida; Malpighiales; Euphorbiaceae. The record is from RefSeq and is a predicted model, not a curated record.
AUGCGAGGUAAUUCGGGUUUCUUGGUAGAGGAUAUAGACCCGUUUGUGGCACUUGUGGAAGGACCCAUUCGGAGAGUGUUGGGGACCGAGAGUGCAGGUAGAGGAGCAUCGAGUACCUACCAUUUAGGAGGACAAAGUAAUGUUGGGGAUAAUGUAGUACCUACAACGACUGGUCGUGGAAGAGGUAGGGGAGGUAGAAGUGCACAGAAAGAUAUGUCCAUAUUGAAGAUGCGAACCAAUCCUUACCGCAGUGAGUGUAUGUUACGAGGUGAAGCAACUACUUCUCCAGAGAUAAUAACUGGUAUAAUUCCUAUUUGUAGGCAUGAUGCAUAUGUGUUAGUUGACCUCGGAUCUACAUGUUCAUUCAUUUCAUGUGAUUUUGCAUUGAAAAUGCAUUGUGCCAUUGAAUCUUUAGGACAUGAUAUUUGUGUUUCGAUGCCUGCUGGAGGAGUAAUAAUGGUGAAUACUGUAGUUCGGGCUUGUUCUGUGAUGAUUUGUGGUACAAAUAUGUCAGUAGACCUAAUUGUGAUCAAUUUGCGAGAUUUUGAUGUGAUAUUGGGAAUGGAUUGGUUAUCUAGAAAUCAUGUCAUAGUUGACUGUUUAACGAAGGAAGUAAAAAUGGUUGUAGAUGGGGAAAUAAAAAUAGUGUUCACGGGUGACAGGAAAAUUGUACCUACAUGUUUGAUUUCUGCUGCUACUGCUUUUCAUUUAAUGAAAUUUGGGUGUGAUGCUUAUCUUGUGAAUGUGGUAGACACCGGAAUUGUUAGUCCAGGGGUUUCAGAGGUACCAAUAGUCAAAGAAUUCCUAGAUGUAUUUCUAGAAGAAUUACCUGGAUUGCCACCUCAACGAGAAGUGGAUUUUGAAAUUGAAACUAUUCCAGGAGUUGCUCCUAUUUCUAUAGCACCUUACAGAAUGGUUAGAGAGACUUCUAUACCUAAAACGGCAUUUCAGACACGAUAUGGUCAUUAUGAGUGUGUUGUUAUGCCAUUUGGUUUGACCAAUGCACCUGCAGCAUUCAUAAAUUCUGAAGACCAUGAACAUCAUUUAAGAAUAGUAUUACAAACUUUGAGAGAAAAACAGUUAUAUGGUAAGUUCAGUAAAUGUGAGUUCUGGAUGAAUAACAUUGUAUUUUUGGGGCAUAUUAUAUCUGCACAAGGUGUUCAAUCGGACCCAUCUAAGGUGAAGGCUAUUCAGGAGUGGGAAUCACCAAGAAAUAUUUCAGAAGUUCGUAGUUUUCUGGGAUUGGUUGGGUACUAUAGAAGAUUCAUGAAGAACUUCUCCAUUUUAGCAAAGCCAUUGACUAAUUUGUUAAAGAAACAAGUGACUUUUCAGUGGAAUGAUAAAUGUCAAGCUAGUUUUGAGGAGUUGAAAAAUAGAUUGAUUACAGCACCUAUACUUACAUUACCUAUACAAGGAGGGGAAUAUAUAGUCUAUACAGAUGCUUCACUUAAUGGUUUGGGUUGUGUAUUGAUGCAGAAUGGAAGGGUUAUUGCUUAUGCUUCUAGACAACUUAAACCUCAUGAACAAAAUUAUCCUACACAUGAUUUAGAAUUGGAUUAUGAUUGUACCAUUGAUUAUCACCCAGGAAAAGCAAAUGUUGUGGCAGAUGAACUUAGUAGGAAGACUUUGGAAAGGGUUGCAGGUAUGAUUUCAGAUCAGAUGAGUUCCUUAAUUUCGCUAAGAGCUAUGGAUAUGCAUUUUUCUAUAAAGAAUGGGGUAUUAUUGACUACAAUGAAGACUAGUCCCCAGAUACUAGAUGAGAUCAAACAUGCACAAGGUAGUGAUGCAUACUUAAAGAAGUUACAGAAGAAGGUGCAAGAUGGUAAGACAAGUGAACUAAUCGAGCGAGAUGAUGGAAUGUGGGUUAUGAAAACCAGAGUAUAUGUACCUAAUGUAGCCGCAUUGAAACAAAAGAUUCUUUGGGAGGCUCACAAUUCUCCUUAUUCAAUGCACCCAGGGAGUACAAAAAUGUAUAACAAUUUGAAGCCACAUUAUUGGUGGUCAGGCAUGAAGAGGGAAGUUGCAGAAUAUGUAGCUAAAUGCCUAACUUGUCAACAAGUGAAAGCAGAACAUCAAUCACCUGCAGGGCCGUAUGAGAUUUUAGAGCGGGUUGGUCCUUUAGCCUAUAGACUUGCAUUACCCCCAGAGUUAGCUCAAGUACAUAAUGUUUUCCAUGUUUCUAUGCUUCGACGAUAUCGAUCUGAUCCUAGCCAUGUCAUCAAGAUACCAGAAAUUGAAGUUUCUGAGAAACUCACAUAUGUUGAAGAAUCGAUUCAGAUAUUAGACCGACAGGUUAGAAAAUUAAGAAACAAGGAAAUUCCUAUGGUAAAGGUGAAAUGGAGUCAACAUUCAUCUAAGGAAGCAACUUGGGAAGUAGAGAAGCAUAUGAUGGAUAAAUACCCGAGCUUAUUUGGCAUGUCUGUUGGCGAUUAG